Messenger RNA from Homarus americanus (American lobster), 3272 nucleotides. RefSeq names its product Krueppel-like factor 3. The record is from RefSeq and is a predicted model, not a curated record. The transcript is spliced from 2 exons. NCBI's taxonomy places the organism in Eukaryota, Metazoa, Arthropoda, Malacostraca, Decapoda, Nephropidae. Bases 278 to 1711 code for a protein of 477 amino acids. Gene Ontology annotation, molecular function: RNA polymerase II cis-regulatory region sequence-specific DNA binding; DNA-binding transcription factor activity, RNA polymerase II-specific. Gene Ontology annotation, biological process: regulation of transcription by RNA polymerase II.
AUAACAACAAAGUGAAAUAUAGAACAAAAAUAAUAGAAUAAUAAGUGUCAAAAAAGUGAUAAAAAUUGAGAUAAAAAACAGCACAAUAACAGAGGGAAUGAAAGAGAACAGAGAGAAAUAUCGAAUAAAAAUGACAAAAAAACUGAAACACAAAUAAAUAGGAACUAGAAGACAAAAUAACAAUUGAAAAAUAAGAAAAUAUAAAUAACAGAGAGAAAGUUAUGUGGACAAGAACAGAAGAGAAAGAAGUUAUGGAGAACAUCACUUGUUCUAGAGGAUGAACAACCAACAAAAUAACAAUGUGUGGCGAGGAGGGAGCGUCUUUAGUAGUUCGUCAGAGCCGACCUGGGCACCUGGUCUCCACGUGUUCCCCGCGAGUGGCCUACACCUGCCCCAGACUGACCCUCGUCAUCUAUCCCAGCCUGAUGCUCGCCACCUCCCCCAGCCUGAUACCCGCCACCUCCCCCAGCCUGACUCCCGCCACCUCCCCCAGCCUGACUCCCGCCACCUUCCCCAACAUGACCAAGUCUCACAGCAGCAACAGCCUCAGGGUGACCGGCACCCCCCGGCCACUACGUCAUGGUACCAUGACCUGGCUGUCCAGGAGCCGGUCGGAGCUUUUGAACUGUUAUGCAAAAAUGACUUCCAGAACCGCACUGGAGACCCACCUGCCGCGGCCUCCUUCUACACCGACCCUAAGAAGGAGGUCGGUGGACCCCUGCCAGGGAAGGACGGAGGCAGUGGUCACGGUGCGCCUUACACUAAACACUCUGGGGGCGUGAACAAGGUUCGGGGUGGGUUUCCCGCUCAAGGAGAAUUUGGACGGACUGCUUUCCCAAGCGUCUCCCAGGAGUCCGGAGCACGAGGCUCUACACUCAGUCUAGAAGGACGAAUUAAGUUGGAAAGUCCAUGGUCGACCGAGAGGGCGGCGGGAACGACCAUGCAGUCGUCUUGUGCUGCACGACACAACUACAACACCAACCUGUCGCUCAUCCACCAACAGAUUCAACAACAUCAACAACCAUCGCCCUUCCAGCCGAGUCUGCCAUCGUUUCCCCCAGUGGCAGGAGGGCAGCAGGGGUACCAGCCUGCGGCAGGUCAGCAGUACGGCGUGCAGCAACCUGCACCACAGCAGCAGCAGCAGCAGCAGUACCAGCAUCCUGGUCCUCUGCCAACAUGGGGAACACCUUAUCAGAGCGGUGAAGGAAGCUCAUACAGCGGGGACCAACACUACAAUAUCUACGCUCGCUCCGUCUACAUACAGGGAGGCCCCGGGCCACAAUACCCAUACCCAGGGUAUUCAGGACUGGCUACAUCGUCCCCAGGACCCUCUCGGCAUCCUACCGUGCCCCAGAGUGUCCUCCCUAGCCCUGUGGCCCCACCUCCUACCCUGACCACACCCAUGAAGGCUCGUCGACGACGACGCUGGACGCGCCGCAAGGCUGUCAUCCACACCUGCUCUCAGGCAGGCUGCGCCAAGACGUACGCCAAGUCGUCCCACCUGAAGGCGCACAUGAGGACCCACACGGGCGAGAAGCCCUACACCUGUGACUGGAAGGGCUGCGGCUGGAAGUUCGCCCGUUCUGACGAGCUGACUCGCCACUACCGCAAACACACUGGUGACCGCCCCUUCCAGUGUAGACUGUGUGAACGAGCCUUCUCUCGCUCUGACCAUCUCAGCCUUCACAUGAAGCGUCACAUGGCCCUGUGAGCCUUAAAUGUGACCCUGUGAGACUCUUAAACAGUCACAUGACCUCACAUGAAGCGUCACAUGGCCCUGUGAGCCUUCCCUUAAAUGUGACCCUGUGAGACUCUUAAACAGUCUGUGCCUCACAUGAAGCGUCACAUGGCCCUCUGAGUCUUACGUGAAGCCUUAAAUGUGACCCUGUGAGACUCUUAAACAGUCUGUGCCUCACAUGAAGCGUCACUUGGUUGUUUUGCUUCAUAUGAAGGUCACAUGCAGUAAUAUAUGGCCCCUUGAGACUGAUUGAGGUGUUACAUGGCCUUGUUAGCCUUAAAUGAAAUCACAUGGCCGUGUAAGCUUUCAUUAAAUGUUGCAUGUCCAUAAAGUGCCUUACAACACCGCACCAGUGUUUAUGAAGCUCACAUGACCAAGCUAGACUCACACAGAGCCUCAUACGACUCACCGGACCUCACAUAAACACCCUUGUGAACACCACCACACCACACCAGCCUCUGUGGUGUUGACCAGUGUGAGAGAGGACUCGUAGUGUGAGCUGAGACAAUCAACCAACAGUAGUCCGAGAUAUAUAGUGUGUGUGUAUGUGUGUGUGAGGGAGAAAGGACAAUAGCUUUUAUGAAGUGUUGUGUAGUGAAUCAUAUAGUCUCCCUAUAUCUCGCUAAUUACGAGACUUGACGAGAUUAUUAUUUUCUCAAGAGUAAACCAUUGAAUACUGUAUUUAAUUGUUACUCUUUAAGUUAGUAAUAAAUAAUAUAUCAGUUAAUUUACGGACGCGCUGAAAUCAUUGAAAAAUUUCAGUACAGAUUUAAUGAUGAUAAAUUCCGACUCUCCCAAGAAUGUUAAUUUUAUCUUAACAAAAAUUAUUUACAUUAAUAAUAUUGAAAAAAAGUUAGAGAAUUAUUAUAGUAUGUAAUAUGGUAUAACUAUUACAGGAUACAGACACAGUUACAAAAUAAUAAUGAAAUGCUUUUGUUCUGAUUAAAUAUACAAAUGUUACAUCUUAAUUAAAGCAACGUACCUUAUAAUUAUAUAAUGUAAUCAAUAUAUUUUUUAAUUAGUCCACAGUUUAAUGUAGAGUACAGUCAGGGAUACAGUCCAUUACAGUUCAGUCUAUAGGGAACAGUGUCUUUGAGAGAGAGAGAGAGAGAGUGUGUGUGUGUGUGUGUGUGUGUGUGUGUGUGUGUGUGUGUAGAUAAUUCAGUUAUAGUACAAGUUAUAGGUAUUGGUUCCUGAUUAUAUAUACUUUAUAUAAUUCAUAGGAGCUGGACCUAAUUAUUAUGUACUUAAUAUAAUUCAUAUAAUGUCACAUCAUUUCUGAGUUCAGAGUUGACAAGUUCAGUUAGGGUUACAGAGAGGAAGUGUGGUGGAGACAGUGUGGUGGAGACAGUGUGGUGGAGAGUGGUGGAGAUAGUGUGGUGGAGAGUGGUGGAGAUAGUGAGGUUGUUGGAGAUAGGCUUGAUGGAGAUAGUGUGGUGGAGAUACCGUAUAUGGCCAACAAUGACGUCAUAUAUAAAUGACCUCACUGGGCUAUAGUUAAAUAUAUAUAACAGAUAUAAUGUACAGUAUAUAU